Oryzias latipes (Japanese medaka) is the source of this 2452-nucleotide messenger RNA. Its product is annotated as shaker-related potassium channel tsha2. Gene Ontology annotation, molecular function: delayed rectifier potassium channel activity; protein binding. Gene Ontology annotation, biological process: action potential; potassium ion transmembrane transport; protein homooligomerization. Gene Ontology annotation, cellular component: membrane; voltage-gated potassium channel complex. The record is from RefSeq and is a predicted model, not a curated record. Lineage: Eukaryota; Metazoa; Chordata; Actinopteri; Beloniformes; Adrianichthyidae.
CCAAAAGAGAAGGACACGCGCUCAGCUGCUUUCCAAAGACGCGCGGAGGAGUUGAGGGGGGAGCGCCGAGCCCGCGCGCCCUUGUCUGGGGGGGAAAAUGACAGUGGUGCCCGCGGAGAACCUGGAUGAGACUGUGGCUCUGGCCGCGCUGUCAGCCCAGGAUGUGUUCGAACCGGAACCGGCCCAGAACCAGGACUGCUGCGAGCGCGUGGUCAUCAACAUCUCCGGGCUGCGCUUCGAGACGCAGCUGAAGACGCUCGCGCAGUUCCCCGCCACCUUGCUGGGGGACCCGCGCAAGAGGAUGCGCUUCUUCGACCCGCUGAGGAACGAGUACUUCUUCGAUCGGAACCGACCCAGCUUUGACGCCAUCGUCUACUACUACCAGUCCGGCGGGCGGCUGCGCAGACCCGUCAACGUGCCGGUGGACAUCUUCAUGGAGGAGAUCAAAUUCUACGAGCUGGGGGAGGAGGUGAUCGAGAAUUUCAAGGAGGACGAGGGCUUCAUCAAGGAGGAGGAGCGCCCGCUGCCCGAGCACGAGUUCCAGCGGCAGGUCUGGCUGCUUUUCGAGUACCCGGAGAGCUCCGGAGCCGCGCGCGGCAUCGCCAUCGUGUCCGUGCUCGUCAUCCUCAUCUCCAUCGUGAUCUUCUGCCUGGAGACUUUACCGGAGUUCAGGGAAGACGCCAGAGACUUGGAGGCGCAGCCCUACGUGAACGGAACCGCCAGCGCAGACCGGGCGAACCCCUUCACGGACCCGUUCUUCAUCGUGGAGACGCUCUGCAUCAUCUGGUUCUCCUUCGAGCUGCUGGUCCGGUUCCUGGCGUGUCCCAGCAAACCCGCCUUCUUCAAGAACAUCAUGAACACCAUCGACAUCGUGGCCAUCAUGCCCUACUUCAUCACGCUGGGGCUGGAGCUGGCGGAGCACCAGGGCAACGGCCAGCAGGCCAUGUCUCUGGCCAUCCUGAGGGUCAUCCGCCUGGUCCGGGUCUUCCGGAUCUUCAAGCUGUCCCGCCACUCCAAGGGGCUGCAGAUCCUGGGGAAGACGCUGCAGGCCAGCAUGCGCGAGCUGGGGCUGCUCAUCUUCUUCCUCUUCAUCGGAGUCAUCCUCUUCUCCAGCGCCGUGUACUUCGCGGAGACCGACGACCCUCACUCGGGCUUCUCCAGCAUCCCCGACGCCUUCUGGUGGGCCGUGGUCUCCAUGACGACGGUGGGCUACGGAGACAUGUGUCCGGUCACCAUCGGGGGGAAGAUCGUGGGCUCGCUGUGCGCCAUCGCGGGGGUUCUGACCAUCGCGCUGCCGGUUCCGGUCAUCGUGUCCAACUUCAACUACUUCUACCACCGCGAGACCGAGCACGAAGAGCAGUUCCAGUACACGCACGUGACCUGCGGCCAGCAGCAUCCGGCCUUCGGAGACCUGAAGGGGAGCGACAGCAGAGCGUCGCUGUCCCGGUCCGAGGACGCAGACUCCAUCAAGUACACCAACUGCAGCCCGCACAAAGGCGCGCUCACCGACGUCUGAUCGCCUUUACGCACGAGCUGCGCGCACAGUUCCCGCCUUCAUGGAUAAGGUGAAACCGGACCCGCGUGGAACUGCUGCUCGUGGAGAUCCAGACUUUGAAACAUUUAGCUUAUGGAGCACUUUACUGUCUUUCAUGCUCGGUUCAUCCGCGCACGUGCCCCCCGGCAUCAGGUUUUUAAGGGUACGUGCGCUCCAGACUUCACGGGACCAAAUCCCUCUCACCUUACGGGGAUGCACGUGGCUGCGCGUGCACACCUGUUGUUCCUGGAUGCAGCAGAGCGGGGGUCAGAUCCAGAAAUACCCCCUCUGAGGGCAGAUUUUAUUUUCAUCUCCACUGUGCAAUCAGCCUGUGAGGCAGAGCGCGGGGCGAAGCGCUGCACGGAGCUCAUCCCCGGACCAGCAGCGCCACCGUGUGGCCGUCAGGACACGCUGCGUGUCUUCAGCAGUUUCUAUAGCAACCUUCCAGACGAUUCUCAACCGUCUGCCGCAGAAAUGAAGGACGCGGCGGGAACACAGAAGCCGCGAACCUCCAUGUUGUGGAAGCGUCCAUGUUGCAUCUGCAGCUCCUGGAAAACGAUUCUAAUCCGACAGAUUAGGUCCUCCAGAUGCUCCUGGUUCCCAGCCUCAAAUCCAGGAGAACAGAAUCAAAAGAGAAGAAGCGGCUGCAGGUUAAAAUCAUAAAGGAUGCGCACAAACAGAUAUUUGAGGAAAAAAUGAGCUAAAACUGCAAGAAUAAAACUGUGGUUUUGUGCUCCAGGCUACGGCAACACAAAAGAGACAAACAAGAGUCUUAUUUUUUACAUUUUAAUUAUUUUUAUUUUGUACAAACAACAAAUGAGUUAAAGCAAGAAAAAAGUAAACAGAUUAAAUAAAUAAUGCAAUCACACUGUGCUGUAAUGUAUGGAAAAAACAACAAUAUAUGUAUUUUUUUAAAUA